Molecule: messenger RNA, 2215 nt
Organism: Gigantopelta aegis
Lineage: Eukaryota; Metazoa; Mollusca; Gastropoda; Neomphalida; Peltospiridae
Product: serine/threonine-protein phosphatase 6 regulatory ankyrin repeat subunit A-like
Exons: 2
Coding region: 83-1603 (506 amino acids)
Molecular function (GO): protein binding
Source: RefSeq, a predicted model, not a curated record
GCGGCAUCUAGCGUCAGUGGAAAUGUUUUUCUUCUUUUUUUCACAAGUGAAACCAACAUCCUUCCAGUUUUAAAGGUGAAAAAUGUUUGAUGAAAAACAACUAUUAAGAGCUGUCGAAAGAGGGACACUGGACGAGAUUCGGAAUGUUUUAAAGGGAGAGGACAGUGGAUGCACGUCAUGUAUUGGCACUGUCUGUUUAUGCAGGGCAUGUGCAAUGAACCGCAAAGAUAUCGUGGAACUUCUGUUACAGUAUGGUGCAAAGCCAAACUACCAACCCUGCAACCUACACGUUCUUCCACCUGUUUAUAAGACUUGCGGUAUGCACCCAGAACGAGGUUGUGACAACAACUAUUGGCAAGCAAUACAACUUGUUAAUGUAAAUGAGAAUAGGCAUACACCACCAGUUAAUACAGGUAACUCCUAUAUCCCACAAAGAAGGCCUAUUAGUGACAGUGGUAAUCCCGUAGCAAACUCUUGUUGUUCAUGUCCUAGAAACAUAGUCAUAGGUUUUCGUUGUCUUCAGUUACCACUCAUCGUUGCUUGCAGCACUAGAAGAAUCGAUUUGAAUAUCGUUAGACAACUUGUUGAUUCAGGAGCAUCUGUAAAUGCAAAGGAUGCCAGUGGACUGACGGCACUUCAUGCUGCCGCCGAAUCGCAGGGUAAAGCCAUUGUAGGAUAUCUACUGGAGCACGGUGCACAGGUGGACGGUGUGAGCGACUUCCAGGGGAAAACUGCCCUGACCAUUGCGUGUGCCAUCUCCAAAGAUCCACAAGUUAUUCAGAUCCUCUUGGCAGCUGGCAGUGAUGUCAAUGCCAUGGGUAUGCUUGGUCAACGGCCACUGUACGAAGCCAUUCUGAAUCCGUUCAUAGGACAGGAAGCGGUGCAAAUUCUGCUUGACGCAGGCGCAGAUGUACAGCAGGACUACUACAUGAUGACUGCGACGAUAGAAGGAUCACGUUCGGUAAUGGAGACUUUACACAGACACGGCGCCCUAAUAGAUCCAGCGUUUGUAGGGAAAAGCGCUCUUCAUGCCGCCUGCAAACGUACGUCAGUAUCUGCAGACCGUGUGCUCACGCUUCUGACGUGGGGAGCAGACGUCAACCGAUUGUGUCCAUUCGGUCUGCGACCCCUGGAGUAUGCCUGUAGGGAUUUCCAGUUGGAAAAGGUUCGUAUCCUGAUGGGAUGGGGUGCAGAUCUGAACCUCUUAGGAUGUCUCACCGGUUCCAGUUGGUCGUGGCAUCUCGACUGGUGUAACCAGUACAUUGCCAUGAUGAAGCUGCUGGUUGCUGGUGGAAUGCGUGUGGACAACAGUUUGUGUGACGCUCUUGUAGCGUGUGUCGGCAAGCUACCCGGAAGGAAAGGAUUUAGGGCAAAAGUAAUCAGCUUUCUGAAGAGUCUUACACAAAAUCCACCAAAAUUAUCCCACCUUUGCCGUCUUACGCUCAGAAGUUGUUUAUCUCCCCGGAUUGACGAAAAUGUGCAAACACUCGACAUGCUACCCGAAAGCGUCCGAUACUUUCUUUGUCUCAACGAAUUAAUAGGUGCUUCCAACAGCGAUCCAUCAAAACGAAAGACACUGAUACCACAGUCAUUUGAUACUUAGUGUCCAUGAUAUCUAUCCAUGUUUAUGCACUAAUUGUAAUAGUGGUGGUUUAAAGUGCUUCCGAUGGCAAGUAACUAAUACAGUGCUAAUGGAAAUAAAUAUAUUGUCCCACAGGGAACGCCUUUUUUUCAUACUAUGGAAUUUACUACAAGUUAUUUAUUUCUGUGCCGAUUGUUUUCUAAACUGCACACAAAAAUAGUAUUUUUAAACAAUUAUUUCCAAAACACUUUUACUUUUUUUCUUACGUCAAACCAAACUGAAAUUAUUUAAAAAGGAAAAACAUUUCUGUAGGAUGAUGGGACGAACUAUAUGCUCUUUCUAUUAACAAUGCUCGUUAACUUCUGUUGAGGUAGCACUCUAUAAUAUCAUAUAACAUCCGAUUUGCGUCAAGGUUCGAAAUGCACUUUAUAAUAGAGCAGUUAAUACCGCCAAUAUUGCUAAUAAAAUUUAAUGUGCUAAUAAAUGUGCCACUCUUUCACUCUAUUAGAUUUAACAAAUAUUUUUUAUUAUUUCAGGGCUGUUUUGAUGUAGCUUAUUAUGUUCGUGUUUCUGUUGAUGGUUCGAUAUCUUGUUAUGUUAUGUGUAUAAACUGAAUAAAUGUACCCGUCCUUA